AUGGGUACUCCAUCUUCAUUACCCAUAAACCCUAACCCCAGCCCCAGUCCGCCAUUACCUCAGUCCCCACCACCACAAACGCCGCCAUUACCACAAUCACCACCACCUCAGUCACCGCCCCCGCCUCCAAGCCAAAUACCACCUCUCAUUCCGCCGACUCCCCUCUCGCCGCAAUCCGAGCCACAAAAUGAAACACAAAUUCCUGACACCCAUUCCCCAGAACCUGCGCCUACCCAAACAAAAACAAAAGGGAAAACAAAAAGGGCCGCAGGUAGACUUAAAGAAACCCCUGUCGGAAAAAGGAAACGAGUACCCUCUAUCCCUUUCGACUUAAACUCACCACCUCAGUCCUCUGAACCAGUUAGCAAAAGGACUAGGUCUUCCUCGCAAACCCCAGCACCAGCGGUCCAAACACCAGUAACCCAGUCUCCCUUACAUUCUCCAGCACCUGCGUCAUCUGCAGAUACUAUAGAGGAGGAUUCGGGGUAUAAAAACAUUGAGUGGCAAGAAACCGCUUAUGACCCUGUUCAAUUCUGGAAAGAUAUUGCACCAUUUGGAGUUUCUGGGGAAUCAUACAUAGACAAAGACCAUGUUGCUUUGCAUAUGGAUGUUUGUGAGAAAAUAGGCCACACAUAUGCUCUGUACAAAGACUCGACACCCCAUCAUCAAAACCCCACCACUUUUGCAACUGCAGAACCACAACCAACCUCUACCCCACACUUCUCAGCAGACAUGUUAUCCAUCUUAAAAUCCUUGGAAUCCAGGAUAACAAAUUUCACUGUCCAACCAUCUGCUCCCUCACCUGAUACCACAGAAAUUCUUGCUUCCUUGAAAAACUUAGAAAUCAAAAUUGAAGCCAUGGGUCAAGAGCAGAACCUCAGCAGCACUCGAUGCAAAGAACAAAGGCUUGAUAGCAGAACUUGA
This is a messenger RNA of Hevea brasiliensis (rubber tree), 924 nucleotides long. Its product is annotated as anther-specific proline-rich protein APG-like. The record is from RefSeq and is a predicted model, not a curated record. Lineage: Eukaryota; Viridiplantae; Streptophyta; Magnoliopsida; Malpighiales; Euphorbiaceae. Bases 1 to 924 code for a protein of 307 amino acids. The transcript is spliced from 4 exons.